AUGUCCAAUACUCCCAGCCGGACUCCAAUCCCAUUGACCCGACCCAUCGAACCGGCUUGCUGCUCUACGCCGCGAGUCGAACAAGAGUUUGUGAGAACGGUGAACCGCUGCCAACCUCUUCUUUCGUCUUCCUCUUCCCCAUCGUGCCGCCAGCCGUCGUCAUCUCCAUUUUUGGUGACGAGCGGACCACCGAGCGGCUACGAGUCCCCCCCCCUCCUCGGCUCCUCCUCGUCUAUCAUUAGCUCUGGCUUCUUUGCCACCGCUAAAGCCGCCCCAAGAAAAAUCGUUCGCCGCUUCUCCAUCUUUGUCCCCCGUAGCUCCUUUAUCGAUGACGUCUCGUUCCCCGAUGUCUUCUUCUUCUCCCUUCUUACUGUUAGUCCGUUCAGCCGGCGGCCAAGACCCCCGCCUGACUCCGGCUCCGUUUUCUUCCCCUCGGACGUCACCCCACCCGACAUCGCCUCUAGCGAGAUCCGCGACGGCAGCGCAUUCUCCCAGCGAGCUGUCGCUUCCUCCUUUUGCUCCCUCGCAUUCUCCACCCUACCCGAGCGAGCUGUUGAUUCCUUUAAUUGA
Messenger RNA from Linum trigynum, 570 nucleotides. The record is from the annotation of a GenBank genome assembly. Lineage: Eukaryota; Viridiplantae; Streptophyta; Magnoliopsida; Malpighiales; Linaceae.